Molecule: messenger RNA, 2649 nt
Organism: Nymphaea colorata (pocket water lily)
Lineage: Eukaryota; Viridiplantae; Streptophyta; Magnoliopsida; Nymphaeales; Nymphaeaceae
Product: poly [ADP-ribose] polymerase 2-like
Exons: 18
Coding region: 382-2130 (582 amino acids)
Molecular function (GO): NAD+ poly-ADP-ribosyltransferase activity
Source: RefSeq, a predicted model, not a curated record
ACAAGGAAAAGAGACGAUCUCUCAAACCAAUCCUUGGAUGAAGUAAAAAAUCAAACCUAUAGUUCGAUUUGUCUAUGAUCGAGAAAUGAAAAGCCAAAUGAAAGCAGCACUUUUAGGCAGACAUAAGGGAGGAGCUUUGGAGUUUUAUUCAAUUUCGCGGCCCAUGUAACAAGAUACAACACAUGCAAACACCAGCCCUUGAGUUGCGUUCAGAUCCGGGCCAGCGUCCGUCGCCGGAAACGACGUGUACAGUGGAGGCUUUCUCGACUCGAGCACUUUAAAUGCCCGCGCUUCACCUGCUCCCUGGCCAAAACGUCACUCGUUCUCUCACUCUUUCUUGCUGGCAUUCGAUGGUUUGAUUGGUCUAUCCCUGGUCAAGCGAUGUCGAGCAAGCUUAAAGUCGCCGAGUUACGGAAGGAAUUGGCUCGUCGUGGCCUCGAUACGGCCGGUAACAAGGCCGCUCUGGCAAAAAGGCUUGAUGCUGCGAUUCUCAAAGAAGAAAAGAAGGCGGCGUUGAGUUCCAAGAAAGCGGGUUCGAGGAAGCGAAAGGCCGGUCAAGAUUUGGAUGCUGCUGAACAAGUUGCCACAGAUGGAGGAAAUGAAGUAACUUCCAGGAAGAAAUUUGUGACGGCAACCAAGAAAUGUGGUGCAAUUUUAGACCAGUGGCUUCCAGAUGACGUGAAAUCCCGCUACCAUGUUUUAGUUCUUGGAAAUGAAGCCUAUGACGCUAUGCUCAACCAAACAAAUAUGGGCAAAAACAAUAACAAAUAUUACACGAUUAAAGUUCUUGAAUCUGAUGAUCACAGAUCAUAUAUGGUUUACCUGAGAUGGGGCCGGGUUGGGGUGAAAGGUCAAAACAAGUUGAUUGGACCUUACAGUUCGAGAGCUGAUGCAAUUAAAGAAUUUGAAUCAAAAUUCUAUAGUAAAACAAAAAAUUGUUGGUCAAGUCGACAACAGUUUGUUUCUUUUCCAAACCACUAUACAUGGCUGGAAAUGGACUACGGCGAAGGUGCAGAUGGAAAGGAUAAGAGGAAGUUCGAUUUGCCAAAUAUUAGUGGUCUGCUUCGUGAAACCAAGCUUGACCCUUGUAUUGCACAAUUCAUCUCUCUUAUAUGUGAUAUCAGCAUGAUGAAGCAGCAAAUGCUUGAGAUCGGCUACAAUGCAGAAAAAUUGCCACUUGGAAAGCUAAGUAAAUCUACAAUUGUGAAGGGUUACAAAGUAUUAAGAAGAAUAUCUAAUGCAAUUGGGUCAUCGGACAAAGAAAAGUUAGAGAUGUUGAGCGGGGAGUUCUACACUGUUAUUCCCCACGAUUUUGGUUUUAAAAAGAUGAGCGAAUUUGUCAUUGAUACCUCUCAGAAAUUGAAGCAAAAGCUUGAAAUGGUUGAGGCGCUAGGGGAAAUUGAGGUUGCUACAAAGUUGCUGAAGGAUGAAGAUGCAUUGCAGUAUGAUCCCCUUUAUGCUCAUUAUGAACGCCUUAACUGCAACCUGGAGCCACUUGAAGCUGAUUGCCAGCAAUAUUCCAUGAUAAAAGAGUAUAUGAAGAAAACUCAUGCUAAGACACAUGCAGAUUACACGGUUAAUAUGGUGCAAAUCUUUAGAGUUUGCAGGGCAGUGGAAAAUGAGCGAUUUGAGAAGUUCUCUCGCACAAAGAAUAGAAUGCUCUUGUGGCAUGGUUCUCGACUUACAAAUUGGACUGGCAUCCUGUCUCAAGGAUUGCGUAUAGCUCCUCCUGAGGCACCUGUAACUGGUUAUGAUUUCGGGAAAGGGGUUUAUUUUGCUGAUAUGUUCUCAAAAAGUGCCGACUAUUGUUAUUCACGUACCAGUGGAUCACGCUUUGGAGUGCUUCUUCUAUGUGAGGUUGCAUUGGGUGACAUGGCAGAACUUUCAACUAUAAACCCGAAUGCUGAUCAAUUGCCACCUGGCAAGCUAAGCACGAAAGCUGUCGGACGAACAGCGCCUAACCCGUCGGAGUGUAGGCAGCUUGAUGAUGGAGUUACAGUUCCCCUUGGCAAACCUGUUAAGCAGCAAGGCGCAAAGGGCCACUUGGUAUACAAUGAAUACGUAGUCUACAAUGUUGAUCAGAUAAAAAUGCGUUAUGUUAUUCAAGUUAUGUUUGAUUAUAAUAGAUAAGAACUGGACAAGAGCGCAAUGGAAGUCGUCUGUUUUAGAGAAACGAUUAAGCCAUUCUUACUGUUGAUAAGGGGUGUUAAUAUUUAUCCGAUUUGUAAGGGGUGAAGGAAAAAUCAUAUGAUAGAAAUAAAGAGGUAGAGGACUCCUGGUUUUUGUAUUUAUGACAUUUUCGCAGCCGUAUGUGUGUUUGCUGCGCAUCUCACUCUUUCCAUGUACUCUUAUUAUAUGAUUUUAGCGGAACAUGCAAUCUAAGCAUUGGCAGUCGUCUGUUUUAGAGAAACGAUUAAGCCAUUCUUACUGUUGAUAAGGGGUGUUAAUAUUUAUCCGAUUUGUAAGGGGUGAAGGAAAAAUCAUAUGAUAGAAAUAAAGAGGUAGAGGACUCCUGGUUUUUGUAUUUAUGACAUUUUCGCAGCCGUAUGUGUGUUUGCUGCGCAUCUCACUCUUUCCAUGUACUCUUAUUAUAUGAUUUUAGCGGAACAUGCAAUCUAAGCAUUGGCUGGCCACUAGUCCAAGCCUUGG